Messenger RNA from Elephantulus edwardii (Cape elephant shrew), 1488 nucleotides. It is a transcript of the gene RABGEF1, whose product is annotated as RAB guanine nucleotide exchange factor (GEF) 1. Gene Ontology annotation, molecular function: DNA binding; small GTPase binding; zinc ion binding. The record is from RefSeq and is a predicted model, not a curated record. Gene Ontology annotation, biological process: vesicle-mediated transport. NCBI's taxonomy places the organism in Eukaryota, Metazoa, Chordata, Mammalia, Macroscelidea, Macroscelididae. The coding region runs from base 13 to 1488 and encodes 491 amino acids. The transcript has 8 exons. Gene Ontology annotation, cellular component: cytosol; endocytic vesicle.
AGCAGGAAGAAGAUGAGCCUGAAGUCUGAACGCCGAGGAAUUCAUGUGGACCAGUCGGAGCUUCUGUGCAAGAAAGGAUGUGGUUACUACGGCAACUCUGCUUGGCAGGGCUUCUGCUCCAAGUGCUGGCGGGAGGAGUACCACAGAGCCCGGCAAAAGCAGAUUCAGGAGGACUGGGAACUGGCAGAGCGACUCCAGCGGGAAGAGGAGGAGGCCUUUGCCAGCAGUCAGAGCAGCCAGGGGGCCCAGUCCCUCACCUUCUCCAAGUUUGAAGAAAAGAAGACCAAUGAGAAGACCCGCAAGGUUACCACAGUGAAGAAGUUCUUCAGUGCUUCCUCCAGGGUCGGGUCAAAGAAGGAAAUUCAAGAAGUUAAAGCUCCCAGCCCCUCUAUAAACCGGCAAACUAGCAUCGAGACGGAUAGAGUAUCCAAGGAGUUCAUAGAAUUCCUUAAGACCUACCAAAAGACGGGCCAAGAGAUCUAUAAGCAGACCAAGAUGUUUUUGGAAUCAAUGCAUUACAAAAGGGAAUUAAGCAUUGAAGAACAGUCAGAAUUUACUCAGGAUUUUUAUCAAAAUGUGGCUGAGAAAAUGCAGACUCGUGGAAAAGUGCCUCCAGAGAGAGUGGAGAAGAUCAUGGAUCAGAUUGAGAAGUACAUCAUGACCCGUCUGUAUAAACACGUGUUCUGUCCAGAAACUACAGAUGACGAGAAGAAAGACCUUGCCAUUCAGAAGAGGAUCAGAGCUCUUCACUGGGUCACACCACAGAUGCUGUGUGUCCCUGUUAACGAAGAGAUCCCGGAAGUGUCCGACAUGGUGGUGAAAGCAAUCACAGACAUCAUCGAGAUGGACUCGAAGCGUGUGCCUCGGGACAAGCUGGCCUGCAUCACCAAGUGCAGCAAGCACAUCUUCAACGCCAUCAAGACCACCAAGAACGAGCCGGCCUCGGCAGAUGACUUCCUGCCCACGCUCAUCUACAUCGUCCUGAAGGGCAACCCACCUCGCCUGCAGUCCAACAUCCAGUACAUCACCCGCUUCUGCAACCCCAGCCGGCUGAUGACCGGGGAGGACGGCUACUACUUCACCAACCUGUGCUGCGCCGUGGCCUUCAUUGAGAAACUGGAUGCUCAGUCUUUGAAUCUCAGCCAGGAGGACUUCGAUCGCUAUAUGAGCGGCCAGACCUCGCCCCGGAAGCAGGAGCCCGAGGCCUGGGCUCCGGACGCCUGUGUGGGGGUCAAGCAGAUGUACAAGAACUUGGACCUUCUGUCUCAGCUGAAUGAGCGACAGGAGAGGCUCAUGUGUGAGGCCAAGAAACUGGAGAAGGACCUCAUAGACUGGACGGACGGCAUCACCAAGGAGGUUCAAGACAUUGUGGAGAAAUAUCCCCUAGAAAUUAAGCCCCCAAACCAGCCUCUAGCAGCUAUUGACUCGGAAAACGUGGAGAAUGACAAGCUCCCUCCACCCUUGCAGCCUCAGGUGUACGCGGGAUGA